CGGCUGUGAUUACUGAGCCCGGAGCCCGGGGCAGUGAGACCCCUUUAUCUUCUGUCUCUGCUCUUACAGCCAUCCCAUUCCAGACUAGAGGCGUGAAUGUAAAGGGACUGUGGAAAGAAUGGAAAAGGAAGAUAAAGAUUUCUUGAACCCUUAACUGCUUGCUAGGUCUAUCUGCAGUUAAUUGGCUGCACUGAUCCUAGUUUGUCCUUGGAGACUCAGCAGAAGAUCCUGAUGGAGGAGGAUAAUAUCCAGAGAGAGGACACCACGGAAGAGGGAGCUGGUGACAGACGGCCUGUGGAUUCCAACAAGAUUAUGGCAGAGCAGAGCCACAUGCAAGAGCAGCUGGAUUUACAGAAUGGUAGCUUAGAGGCAGGCUUUGUGGAGAAUUCUCUCGAAAACGAUUCCCAAAACAUGAUGGAGAGCCUGAGCCCAAAGAAAUAUUCUUCCAGUCUGAGAUUUAAAGCCAACGGAGACUGUUCUGGCUCCUAUUUAACCCUCUCACAACCUGUGCCUGCUAAAAGAAGCCCUUCUCCUUUGGGAACCAGCGUCAGAAGUAGCCCUUCUUUGGCCAAAAUCCAGGGAACUAAGCAGUUCUCUUGCGAUGGAAGUGACAAAGGCCUUUCCAUGAAACCGCCCAGCCCUUUACACAGCACUCCAGCCUCCCUUAGUGGAUAUGCACUUGGGAGAGCGGACUUUGAUCAUUUUCUCGGCCGGGACAUGGAAAGGUUCUCGAGGCUUUCAGAGAAGCCUCCCUAUUCCAAGCAUAGCUCAAGGAAUAAAUCCCAUGACAGUGUCUGCUUUCUGGGAGGGCUGGAAGGCCGAAAAGCCUCUGGCUCGCUCCUGACCGUGUGGGGUGGGGGUUCCCUGGGCGACACUGGCUCCUCGCCCGUCAGCGGGUCCGGGGCGGCCAGCAUGCCUUCAAGCCCAAAGCAAGCCAGGAAGAUAAGCAUCCAGGACAACCUGGCUCUUCAGCCCAGGUCGAGCAGACACCGGGAGCCUGAGAGCAUCAGCUUGAGAACCAGGAAGUACUCUGGCGGCAGCCUGAGUCACAUGGGCGCCUACAGCCGCUCCCUCCCAAGGCUGCACAGGGCCGCCGAGAGCCAGCUGGCCGCUCUCAGUCUGCCUCCGAGGAGCGCUCUGGGCAAUUCCAAACGGACGAGACUGGGGGAAAAGGAUCUACCUCACAGCAUCAUAGACAACGACAAUUACCUGAACUUUUCUUCUUUGAGCUCAGGAGCUUUGCCCUAUAAAACCUCUGCCUCCGAGGGCGGUCCCUACGUGAGUUCCACCCUCAGCGUGCCUGCCAGCCCUCGAGUGGCUCGCAAGAUGCUUCUGGCCUCCACCUCCUCCUGCACCUCUGACGACCUUGACAGGGCUUCCUACGCGGGUACCAGCCCCGGUCACUCGUUUCCUCCUGGGGAGCUGGACCGAGCACUUGCAGCCAGAAGGAACUUCUCGUGUGGGUCUGUCGAGUUUGAUGAUGCCGACUUGGACAGCCUCAGGCAGGCCUCAGGAACCCCCCAGCCCGUCCUUCGGGAACGGAAAAGCAGCAUCAGCUCCAUUUCCGGACGAGACGACCUGAUGGAUUAUCACCGGCGGCAGAGGGAGGAGAGGCUCAGGGAGCAGGAGAUGGAGCGAUUGGAGAGACAGCGUCUGGAGACCAUCCUCAGUCUCUGUGCCGAGUACACGAAGCCUGACAGCCGCGUGGCCCCCGGCACCACCGUGGCAGACGUGCAGAAGAUCAACAAGGAGCUGGAGAAGCUGCAGCUCUCCGACGAGGAGUCUGUGUUUGAAGAAGCCCUGGUGGGCCCGGACACCCGGUACCGGCGCCACCAGAAAAGCGCUCUCCACGACGCGGACCUGGCCGGCGUGGGGAGCCUCGGCCAGAGCAGUGCCGGCUUCCUCCCCCCACGGGGCGCCAGGAGUGAUGAGCUGCUCCGGGACCUCACCCGGACUCCCCCGCCGCCCUCCUCUGCCUUUCUGAAAGCUUCCGGCGAGUCUGCUUACCUAAGUAUCCUACCAAAGACCCCAGAGGGCAUAAGUGAAGAACAAAGGAUUCAGGAGUUGACUGCAAUGGAAGAGACCCGGAUAACAAUUCUGAACAACCUUGAGGAACUCGAACAAAAAAUCAAAGAUAUAAACGACCAGAUGGAGGAGUCUUCCAGAGAGCUGGAUAUGGAAUGUGCUCUCUUGGAUGGAGAACAAAAAUCGGAAACAACUGAACUUAUGAAAGAGAAGGAGAUUUUGGAUCAUCUAAAUCGGAAAAUCACAGAACUGGAAAAGAACAUUGUUGGUGAAAAGACCAAGGAGAAGGUAAAGCUUGAUGCUGAAAGGGAAAAACUAGAGAGGCUUCAGGAGCUUUACUCCGAGCAGAAGACCCAGCUGGACAAUUGUCCUGAGUCCAUGAGGGAACAGUUACAACAACAACUGAAGAGGGAUGCCGACCUACUGGAUGUUGAGAGCAAACACUUUGAAGACCUGGAAUUCCAGCAGCUUGAGCGUGAAAGCCGUCUAGAUGAGGAAAAGGAGAACCUGACCCAGCAGCUCCUGCGUGAAGUGGCUGAGUAUCAAAGGAACAUUGUUACUAGAAAGGAAAAAAUUUCUGCAUUGAAAAAGCAAGCUAAUCACAUUGUCCAGCAGGCUCAAAGAGAACAAGAUCAUUUUGUGAAAGAAAAGAAUAAUUUAAUAAUGAUGUUGCAGAGAGAAAAGGAAAAUCUUUGUAAUUUGGAAAAGAAAUACUCCAGCCUCUCUGGGGGGAAAGGGUUUCCUGUCACCCCCAAUACUCUGAAAGAGGGCUAUAUCAUUGUAAAUGAAAUUAGUGAGCCAUGUGGCAGUUCCACGAAUCUCCCCCCUUCCACUCAGUUCCCUGCUGAUGCUGACGCCGCUGCCACUGGGCCUACCACAGCUGUGCUGAUGAGCCAGCCACAAAGUUCAGAGCAAAGAUCGUCUGUCUGUUCUGGAUUUAUGUUUCCUUCCACUCUUUCUUCUCAUCCUAUCACUGAACCUCCGUCAGCCCCUUGGCCUGAAGUCAUGGCUCCCUCUGUCGAUUCUUUUCCCUUAAAUGACACACCUCCUCCUCUACCAGCUAAGAAACACAGAAGGCAACAGCAGCCGGACCAGCAGCAUUUUAGAAGUCUGGAAGAAAGGAAAAAACAGCACCAGGAAGGCCUCUAUCUGAGUGACACUUUGCCUCGAAAGAAAACCACACCUUCCAUAUCCCCACAUUUCAGCAGUGCUACUAUGGGGAGAAGCACCACCCCAAAGGGCCACCUGCCCCUGGGACAGAGCAACAGCUGUGGCAGCGUGCUCCCCCACUCACUGGCAACCAUGGCCAAGGACUCAGAGUCUCGGAGGAUGCUCAGAGGAUAUAAUCACCAACAGAUGAGUGAAGGACAAAGGCAGAAGUCUUCUGAAUUUUACAACCGCACGGCAUCUGAAUCGAAUGUCUACUUGAACAGUUUCCACUACCCAGAUCACAGCUACAAGGACCAGGCCUUUGAUACUCUGAGCCUAGACAGCUCUGACAGCAUGGAGACCAGCAUCUCUGCCUGCUCACCUGACAAUAUCUCUAGUGCCAGCACUUCAAAUAUUGCCCGAAUAGAAGAAAUGGAGAGACUUUUGAAGCAGGCUCAUGCAGAGAAGACAAGGCUGCUUGAAUCCAGGGAACGAGAAAUGGAAGCCAAGAAACGCGCUCUGGAAGAAGAAAAACGACGUCGAGAACUCCUGGAAAAACGAUUGCAGGAAGAAACUAGCCAGAGGCAGAAGUUAAUCGAAAAAGAAGUAAAAAUAAGGGAGAAACAAAGGGCACAGGCUCGACCUCUGACCCGCUAUCUGCCUGUGCGGAAGGAAGACUUUGAUUUGCGGAGCCACGUAGAGACUGCUGGCCACAAUAUCGAUACGUGUUAUCAUGUGUCAAUCACAGAGAAGACCUGCAGAGGAUUCCUCAUCAAAAUGGGUGGAAAAAUUAAAACCUGGAAAAAACGCUGGUUUGUUUUUGAUCGGAACAAGCGCACCUUCUCUUAUUAUGCAGACAAGCAUGAAGCUAAAUUAAAAGGAGUAAUAUACUUUCAAGCCAUUGAAGAAGUAUAUUAUGAUCACCUCAAGAAUGCUAAUAAGAGUCCUAAUCCUUUACUUACCUUUAGUGUCAAGACACAUGACAGAAUCUACUACAUGGUGGCCCCAUCGCCAGAAGCCAUGCGAAUCUGGAUGGAUGUCAUAGUGACUGGGGCAGAAGGUUACACUCACUUCUUGUUGUAGUGAACUGACACGACUUCAGGGCAGACUGCAAUAAUCUCUUACAAGAAUGAAGCCAUAUCAACACCAGAUGGACAGACCCAACAGACCCAUCCCUUUAACUGUGGAUACUCAGAACUGCUUUCACAUUAACAGGAAGUCAUUUGUAAAAGAGAAAGAAGGGGUUUUAAUUCAAAGCUUUAUCAUAAAUAAUUCAAAGCUUGAUCAUAAACAGCAAAAGAAUUGCCUAUGAGAAAGAAAAUAUUCUUUUGGUAAAUAGCACCACUUAUAGGAACAUUUCUUAUAAACUCUUUAUAUCAAUUGUUGAUUUUGAUGAAAUAAACUAGUUUACAAAAUGUCUGUAUGUAUUUGGAAAAUAUGAAAUUAUUUUAGCACCCAAAUCAUUGGUGGCAUUGACGUUAUUGGUAAUCAACUGGCUUUUUUUUAAAGGAGUGUUUUAUGGAAGGUUAUUUUAUAAAUAUUAAAAUAAACAAAUAAGGGCUUGGAAAGGGAGUAUAUUGUAGGAGGAGUUUGGCCCUAAUUUUUAAGUACUACACCAAAACCAAAGACUUGACAUGACCUCUGCUGAACAGUAGUAGUUAUGAACUGCAUUUAAUGUUACUCUGCAUUUUAAAAUGGUACUUUGAUGCCAACAAGUGCCCAGGAAGUUGACUUUGAAGAGUCACCACCAGCAUAAGCUACUGUACAUACAUAGCAAACACUUUGUAAAAGAAGAACAAAAAGCUGUGUGUUUUAGGAAGAAGCAGUCUUAGACAUUCUAUCAUACUGGGCAAUUUAAAAUAAAGAGAAUAUUUAGCUUCAGCUGUUUUGCCGAUGAUUUCUCCAUUCCCAGUGCUGAGAAUAAAGGCAACAGGAGCUGAUUUCCUUUAGACUGUCCAACUUCUCUUUGUUGUAGAGUACUCGUGUUAACUGCACCCUCACAUGAUGUAACUAUGAAAUAAAGCUCUGUUUUCACCAAAGAGCAGACCAAUCAGAAUACUUAUUUUCCAAAGUAUUGUAGUUCUAUUCAGAGGCACAUGAAGUUCACCUUAAUGUUCUCUGUGAUGUACUAUUUUAUGUUUUUUCUUCACAGUUAGCUUUUGUUUUUUAGAGUUCAGUUAAUUUGUAUUGAAUGAAAUGACUUCAGGCAAGUCCUUUUGUAACAGCUUUUCAAAUGCCAUUUAUCCUGGUUUAUCACGUUGUGUGUGUUAUUAAGUAUGAAGGUACUCUUUCCACUCAUUGACAGAGGAAUCGAAGUAGAAAAUAAUAAUGUUACUUACUAGUAAAAAUGAAAUUAUUAGAUUAGAAGUGUCUAUAAAAUUUGUCAGGCCUGACUUGGUACAAUUUUUUUUUUUAAUUUGCAGUGGUUUGUAUACAUGUUGCCAAUAAUAAGAUUUUGUGACUGGAUUACACAUGAUGUUACUUGAACAGCGAAGGACAAAAUCACAAUUGCAGAAGACAUUUCUAUAAUCUGUUUCUCCAGAGAUCACCCCUAAACCCUGUGUGAUCUAAGACAGUGAAGUACAAGUGCUGAACUUUUGUUGGUUAAUGUAAAGAUAUAACUUUCUGAACUGUACUUUACUUUCUUCAUAGGACUAUAAAGAUACUCUAAUCAACUUUCUAUCUUGCAUGAUGUAGUAAAUGAUUCAAAUAUGUGUGUCAAAAUAUGUUGAGUUUGGAUUAAAAUGUUGAUCAGAUUUCA
Odocoileus virginianus texanus is the source of this 5935-nucleotide messenger RNA. The record is from RefSeq and is a predicted model, not a curated record. NCBI's taxonomy places the organism in Eukaryota, Metazoa, Chordata, Mammalia, Artiodactyla, Cervidae.